Centruroides sculpturatus (bark scorpion) is the source of this 2020-nucleotide messenger RNA. RefSeq names its product small subunit processome component 20 homolog. Bases 76 to 921 code for a protein of 281 amino acids. Gene Ontology annotation, cellular component: nucleolus; small-subunit processome; 90S preribosome. The record is from RefSeq and is a predicted model, not a curated record. The transcript is spliced from 7 exons. Lineage: Eukaryota; Metazoa; Arthropoda; Arachnida; Scorpiones; Buthidae.
AAAAAUGAACAUAAACUAGCCAGUCGAGCUACCAAUGAAGAUGAGAUUGUAGUCCGGUUACCAAUAGCUGUAGCAAUGGUAAAAUUAUUACAAAAUUUACCUGGCAACAUGUUACGAGACAAUAUUUCUGGAAUUUUUUUGAAGUUAUGCUAUCUUUUAAAAUCUCGUGCAGACAGUAUUCGUGAAAGUUCCAGAGAGACUUUAGUCAAAAUUAUGCAAUCCUUGGGCCCGUCAUACUUAUGGUAUCUGAUUCGAGAAAUGAAAGCAAUGCUAAAACUUGGAUAUCAGCGUCAUGUGCUAUCUUAUACUAUACAUUCAGUGCUGAACAGUAUGCAAAAUACACUUCAGUAUGGAAGUUUAGACAAAUGUAUAGAUAUGUUACUUCAGAUAUGCAAUGAAGAAUUAUUUGGAUACACUGCAGAAGAAAAAGAAGUGAAUAAAAUUGUUAGAAAAUUGAAAGAAGCAGGAGCUGUCAAAAGUUACAUGAUAUAUCAGAUUUUAGGAAACUAUGUUUCUGAUUCAUUUUUAAAGAAUUUAAUUCAUCCUUUGUCUGUAAUUUUGUUGGAAACACAUAAUCACAAAGUGCUAUUGAAAAUUCAAGCAUGCUUACGACACAUAACUUUGGGCUUGGCAGAAAAUAAUUCUAUAAAUGUUUCUACACUCCUAGUUUUCAUUUAUGGAAUAAUUAAAGAGAAAACUACUACUAUUGACAAGAAAAAUGCAAGUAAUUUACAUGAUUUCCCAAAAACUUGUGAUUCAUAUAUUAUUCCUAAAGAACCUCCAAGAAGCAUAAUUAAAUCGAAUUUAAGCAGUCUGACAAACAGUCAUGUAUUAGUGGAAUUUGGCUUACAGGGUUCAAUAUCAAGUACAAACAGGAGAAAAAGGCAGAAAUUUGAAGUCACCAAUAUAAAUCUUGCAUAAUACAGACAGAAAAUAGUUAUUUAAACAGCAGCAAAAGGCAGAAUCUAAGUCAAAAUAAUCACGAAGCACAUUAAGAAGUAAUUUGGGAAGAACUGAAUCAAAUACCUGGGAAAUGUCUAGAUAUAUAAUGUAAGUGGACUCUUUUUCCUCAAAAUUUUACAAAAUUGUGUAAGUUGUUUCAAGGAGGUUAGUGGUGGUAGCGAGGUUAUGAAUGCCAUAGUGUUGAAAGGUAGAGAGUCUGGAGGUAAGGGCUGUUUCACACUAUGACCAACCCGACCGAUUUUAUAAUCGGAUCGACUAGUAGUAAAAGCAUUCACGCAGUACGAUUAAAUGUCGGUGGCCGACUCAUAAGGACCAAUCACAACACGUGUUAUAGAUCAAUACACUAGCCAAUCAUGGUAAGUUUUUUAAAUUAAAUGGAAAACAUGGCCGUCAUGGAAAGCGAUUGUGCAUUUAGAUAUAUCGCGUCAUUAUUAGAUUAGUCAAUCACAUACCUUCAACGUUUAGUUUCUUGGAAAUCUCCGUCCAAGAAUUAUUUUUUUUAUGUUGUCUUUAUAAUCAGCUUGCUGAAUAUCAUAAAGCCACGGAUAUGUUCUGACUUCGUUUAUUAAAGCUUCCGAGAAAUCUAUACUUUCCAUCAUUUUCUAACUUCGACGUAGAUUGGAUAAAUCUAAACUCUGAUUGGUUAUAGUUUCGAAGCUCUCGUUGGCUGUAGCUCACCGACUGCUCCGACCCGACUACAAAUAUUUAACUUUUCAAAUCUGUUCGACUGGAACAACUAGUCGGUUGGCAGACUGCUGUUGCCAUGGCAACGCGACUUGGAGUUGGGCCAGUCGGUCAUAGGGUGAAAUAGCCCUAAUUAGUGAAUAUAUUUUGUGGUCUAGGCAUGUUUUAAAUAUUUUUAUCGUGGCUGAUAAGAUGGCAAAGGAGAAACCAUCUUUUUUUGGGGAGGGUAUUUAUUUUUGAAAUUAGGCCAUUUUUUAGAGAUAUGGCUUGAGUUUAGAAGCCUAGUGAACAAUUUUAUAACGAUUUAAAAGAAAAAGCAGGUAGAAGUGAAAAAUACUAAAGAAAUCAAAAGAUUAGGAGUUUUCCAAGGCAA